This is a messenger RNA of Molossus molossus (Pallas's mastiff bat), 1998 nucleotides long. RefSeq names its product NEDD4 binding protein 2 like 1 (gene N4BP2L1). The transcript is spliced from 5 exons. Bases 56 to 778 code for a protein of 240 amino acids. The record is from RefSeq and is a predicted model, not a curated record. Lineage: Eukaryota; Metazoa; Chordata; Mammalia; Chiroptera; Molossidae.
CGAGGCCGGGACUUCAGGACAGGGAACCCGGGGCCCUCGCCGCAGCCCCCACUCCAUGGAGGAGAGUUUUCUCGAAUCCUUUGGGAGGCUGAGCCUCCAGCAGAAGAAGACUCGGCCGUCGGCCCCGCCGCCCCCGUGUGGGACACCCCCACGCCGCCACAGCUUUAGGAAACACCUCUACCUCCUGCGAGGCCUCCCGGGCUCGGGGAAAACCACGCUGGCCAGACAACUGCAACACGACUUUCCCAGGGCCCUGAUUUUCAGCACGGAUGACUUUUUCUUCACGGAAGAUGGUGCCUAUGAGUUCAAUCCAGACUUCCUAGAGGAGGCUCAUGAAUGGAACCAGAAAAGAGCAAGAAAAGCAAUGAGGAAUGGCAUAUCCCCCAUAAUUAUUGAUAAUACCAACCUCCACGCCUGGGAAAUGAAGCCCUAUGCAGUCAUGGCACUUGAAAAUAACUAUGAAGUUAUAUUCCGAGAACCUGAGACUCGCUGGAAAUUCAACGUGCAAGAGUUAGCCAGAAGAAACAUUCAUGGAGUCCCAAGAGAAAAAAUACACCGAAUGAAAGAACGGUAUGAGCACGGUGUUACCUUUCAUAGCGUGCUUCACGCAGAAAAACCAAGCAGAGUGAACAGAAGCCAGGACAGGAGCGGUGCGUCGCCUUCCAGCGGGUCAGGAUACUGGAAUGCCUACGCCGAGUUCCCAAGCCGCAGGGCUCCAGGGGGCUUCACACACCAGAGCUCCUUUAACAGAAGGGGGCGUUGUCACAACGGAUAUUAGAGGCUGAUCUCACAGGCAUUCAGAGUUUUCCUAAAUCAGAUUUUACUUCAAUUUUUGGUAUUUAUUCUAUGUUCAGUUUUAGUCAGAGCUCGAAUUCCAGUGUAAAUAGUGGAGCCUGAACGUUUCUGAGCAGACGUCAUCGUAGUCAUCUUCCACAGGCAUUUGUUAAGUGGUCCUCUAUGCGUGGUCUCGUGCUGGGAGUUCUGCAGCUUGGGUUAAACCACGUCACCCUCUCUAGGGAAAGAAUUAAUUUGAAGCUGAAACCUGAGAAACGUACCCAAGAGUGUAAUCAGUUAGUCACAUAGGUUCAUAAAUAAAAUAAAAUGUUUAUAGUAUAUAUAAGCUUCAGUACCACUUUGUCUGAAGUAAUCUAUUUUUUCAGGAAUUCAUCUCCAGCAGCCAAGUUGGAAAGGUGGGGGGAUUGAGAGGCAGGAAAGGUUUUAGUGCCAUUGCUACUUUUUAAAUCUGUGUAUCAAAAAAUGUGAGAUGUGUGGCUGCAAUGAUAUUGAUUUUCCUUUAAAAUGAAUAUGCUAAAAAGUAUAUAUCUAAGGGAAUAGUGUCCUUCAAAGUAGACACUUGGGGAAAUUAUUCCUUUAUUCUAGUGACGUAUCGCUGUUAAAAAUGUCUGUCGAAUCCUUCUUAAUAGCUAUACAAGCUCCUGAGGAAAAUCGGUGUCAUUACUUGGUCACUAUUUAUAGUUUUAUGUUUUAACUACCACUCUAUUGAACAGGAUUAAACCUGAAUAGCUUUUGGCUAUUGUGCUAAUAGUAUACAUAAAACAAGCCUCCUUUAUAAAACAUCAAUUUUUGAGACAAAUCAUUAAGCGACUUUUAAAAUUUUGCUUAUAAAUGUAAUUAGUUGGCAGCCCUGAUGUUUGGGAGUACAAGGAAUUAAGCACCCCAGGACAUAGGCCAUAGAUGGAUAUGUGAAAGUCAUGCUCACUAUCAGAUGAGCAGCUCAGUGUUUUGUGACAGUACUUACGACAGUGACGUUCUGCCACAACUCUGGAUGUCCCUCAUACCCGUGCUGGAUCUGUGCAUCCAAACGGACUCUCAACAGGUUGGAAUCAGAUUAAUUUUGUGUCAGACCUUGAUAGAUAAGACCAUGUAGGAUGUGUGCUUUAUUUCUUGUCGGCCAACAGCUUCUCGCUAAUGUUCUGUGAAGUAUUAUUUUAAGUGUCUUAUAUAAUGGUGCUUUUAUGGUUAUUAAAAAUUAUAGUA